Mesorhabditis spiculigera is the source of this 4713-nucleotide messenger RNA. NCBI's taxonomy places the organism in Eukaryota, Metazoa, Nematoda, Chromadorea, Rhabditida, Rhabditidae. The record is from the annotation of a GenBank genome assembly.
AUGGAGCAAGAGCGGCGAAGAGCCGCCAAGAAAAAGGAUGAGGAGGCGCAGCGCGAGCUCGACGAGAUCCUCGACGACUACGAGAAGGACCACAGCGGCCUCAACAUCCCCGUCGCCAAGGCCUUCAUCCGCGCCGAUGUCGUGAACGCGAACAAGACGAUCCCCGGCGAGGCGAAGGGCACGCUCUACAAGCCGAACAGCAACAUCUUCGACAAGCUCGCUUCAAGCGCCGGCUCGACCGCCAAGGCGAAAACCGGCGUGGCCGGCUUCGAGGAGGCAAAACGAUUGGCUGCUGAAAGAGCCAAAAAAAUGAUGGAGGAGGCUGCGAAGAAGAACAAGCUCAACGGACCGGUGUUGGUGAUCGCGCCGAACAAUCCGCUGCGCCCCCCGAAGCCCGGCAGCAAGAAGGCCGAGGUGGCCAAGUCGAAGAUGAGCAACCUGGAGAUGUUCAAGCUCGAGUUGAAAGCUCAACAAGAAGAGCGCGACAAGCGGCGCGAUUUGCGGGAGCACUUGGUGAAGAACGUCGGUCUCGACGCCAGUGCCGUCGACCGCAUCGCGCCCAACCUCGACAACCCGUACGCUUCCGGUCGUCCGGUUGGAGAAUUUGACAUGAACACCGAGACGACGAACCUCUACGUUUGCGGGCUGCCCCAGGAUAUUGAAGUCGACGAGCUGAUCGAGAUCUUCGGCUCGUACGGACCGCUCGCUUCCGCCAGGGUGCUGUACCCAAGGACCGAGAUUGAGAAGAUGAGAGAGUUCCUCUGCGGCUUCAUCGGGUUCAUGUGCCGCACGGACGCGGAACGGGCGAUGGGUGGCCUGAUCGGCCUGACGAUCCGCGGCUGCCUGAUCAAGUACAGCUUCGCCAAGCCGGUCCCCAUCCCGCCGCAGCCACUCUACAUCCCGCCCGCCUUACAAUCCUACAUGUACCCCGAUCCGCCCACCGGCCUCCCCUUCAACGCCAAGCCGCGCGACAUCGACCUGAAGGAGUUCAUCGGCCGCUACAAGGAGCUGCCCGAAUGUGGCAACCUGCCGACGGAACCCGACGCCGAGCUGCUCUUCCGAAAGAUGUUGAAGAACGCGGUGGUUCGCGUAGUCAUCCCCACGGAUAGCGCCCUGCUCGCCAUCAUCCACCGCACCAUCGAGUUUGUCAUCCGCCACGGGCCGGCCUUCGAGCGGUUGCUGCUGGAUAACGAGAGCCACAAUGAUCUCUACCAGUUCCUCUACAACUACCAUCACCCGGCUCACCUCUACUACAGGUGGAAGCUGUUCUCGUUGUUGCAGGGCGACGAGCUGUACAAGUGGAGGCUGCUGCGCUUUAGAAUGUACGAAGACGGAUCGUGGUGGGAGCCGCCGCCGAUCCCCGGCUCCGAAUACAACUCGAUGCCCAGGUCGCUCUACCACACGGCGCUCUGCCUGAAGCGGCCUGAGAAACGUGAGGAGCCCGAAAUCCUGAAGCUGAACGAGGACGAGAUCUCGCGCAAGCGGCGUCGUCUGGAGGAGGCCAGGGAGAAGGAGCGCCGGCGGAAGAUGCGACUGCGCACCAAGGAUCGGGAUCGCCUCGAGGAGAUGCUGCGCAACUUGACGCCCGAGAAGCAGAAUAUUGCCAAAGCGAUGAUCUGGUGCGUGGACCACUCGAUAGCCGCCAAAGAGAUCGUCGACUGCAUCGUGGAGUCGUUGAUGAUCGACGAGACGCCCCUCCACAAAAAGAUCGCGCGUCUUUAUCUGGUUUCUGACAUUUUAGCCAACUCGGCCCUCCGCGGACUUGGCCACGUGUUCUAUUAUCGCGAGUACUUUGAAAACUCGUUUAAUCGGGUCUUUUCGGCAAUGGGCCGCGUGUUGCAAUCGAUUACGGCUCGCCUAAAAGCCGAACAAUACAAGCAGCGUGUAAUGGCCUGUUUCCAAGCCUGGGAAUCGUCGGCCGUCUAUUCCACGGAGAUGCUCAUCAAGAACCAGAACAUUUUCCUGGGCCUGAUUGAGUACAAAGAGAGCGCGUCGUCGGCGUCUUCCGCCGCAAAUUCUGAUGCGGAAGAGGAGCGCAGCACUCAGGCCAAACGAUCGAAGCGCGAACCGGAAGAUGAAGAUCUCGACGGCGUCCCAAUCGAUCAGGGACCUUCUACGGUACCUGUUGAUGAUCUCGACGGCGCCCCGAUUGACGACGAGCCAUUUGUGGAAGAAGAGGCGAAGAAGCCGGUCUUCAAGAGUGGCGGCUGGGCCGAGGUGGAGCCCGUGGAAGCCCCGCCGGAAGCGCGCUCCAAAUGGGACUUUGAGGAUGAGGAGCGGGGCUCCAAGAACAAAUGGGACGAGGAAGAGCACCAGCCCCUCUACACCCAGCAACCCGCCGAAUCCUCGUUUAAUCGUCCCCACAGCGGCACCGACGAUGAAAACAGCCGGCCACGCCUAGACGAUUCGGCUUCAAAAUGGGAAGACGACGACAAUGGCGAAUAUUCACCGGGUGAAAUUGCGAGCCCAGUUCGAAGUGAGAACAAGCCCGAAUCCCAAAUCGUGCUCGAGAAGAUGAACAGUGAGCUGAAAGGAAAAGCGGACGCGCUGCGACGUCAGCUUCUUGAAGACAGGGAGCCGGAUUGCGAGAUGAUCGUCAGGAGAUUUGAAGCCGAGCAGCGCGACAAGAUCAACAAGGUCGUCCUGGAGCUGGAGGCCAGAGAGGCGAAAACCCGUAAAAAGGAGAAGAAGGAGAGCAAGCGGGAGAAGGAGAAAGAAAAGGAGAAGGAAGGCCGCUCCACACGCAGCUCGAUAAGUGAACGGGAUCGGGAUAGAAGGAGAUCACGCUCAAGGGACCGCAAUCGCAGCCGUGAGCGCAGUAUUCGCAACUGCGAGGGUGAUCUCUUCCAUCAUACUGCUCCGCGCCGACUUUGUGAAAAAGGACGGCAACGGCUUGAAGACGCUGGAAUCACCAUCAAGGCCACGCAUUUUGACAAAAAUGAGGACGAGAUCGUGCAGCGGAACUGGUACGAAUUUGCCGAUCAAUACGGGCUCAAGGAUAAAGAUGCGUUGUACCUCUGCGGCGUCGACGCAAAAUCGCGAGGGGCUGGAAUGGACGAGCGCUCGGUGUUCAUCCAAAAAAGCCGUUUCUUCCCCAAAAUUUGCCGCAAAUUGGAGCACAGGACUGGGGAAACGGUAAUCGCGGCCUUACGACGCAUGUUCGACCCGAACACAAAAGACCCAAAUCGGGACUUUGCCCUGAAAUUCACGGAAGAGGAAGACAAAAUGCUUCGGGAAUAUUACCAAAAGGGCUGGACCCUCUUCAAAAUUGCCGAGGCCAUGAAGAAGCCGAAGGCUCGCAUCCAGUCUCGUAUCAAAUAUUUUCGGAAGCAAGGGCUAACCAGAGAGGCGGAUGUUCCUGAUGAUGCCAAAAACGCGUUCUACUGGGCCACUUCCUACAGUUCCAUCAAAAGCAACGGGUUCGCGAUGCCGGAGACUGGAGUGCUCGAUCAAAAUGGCGACUUCUUUUACCACGCGCAUAUGGUCCACAGUUUGAGUCUGGCAAAUGUGGAACGGCUUCAGAAACACGGUCUCCUACUGGAGACGACACGCAUGGAUGGCGAAGAAAAGAGAAAGGCCUUGAGGAAUGCCACGAAACUGAUGAACGAGUUCAAGUUCUCGAAGCUCGCCUUCAUCUGGAUCCUGGGAUAUGCGAAAUACGCAAAGGCACUGCACAAACACUGGGCCAGCGCUUUUCCAGAAGAAGACGAGCGCUUCUUCGAGUGGUCCUUUCAACAGAGGGCCAUAUUCACGUCGGAGAACCGAUUUUGGCCCCGGCUUUGCGAGGGCUUCCCGAAUCGACCGUCGGCGGCCGUCGCAGGGUGUGUGCGUGGGUUAAUCGACCCGGCCAACGAGCUUCCUGGCGCCCAGGAUCGACUAACCGAGGAACAGUACCACGAGUUUGACCGGGUCUACCGAAUUCAUCACAGCCUGGCCACGACCGCCGGCAUACUCGGGAUGCCAUUUCUCAAGGCGUUCAUGGCCAUUAAAAAUAACGAGUAUCGCGCCACCCCGCUUCGCGUCACCGAGCGCCGCAGAUUAUGGAAUAUCCUCGAAAAGCGCCACUCUGGCGGCGGCAAGAAGCUGAUCAUGGACGAGAUUCAAAAGGGAAAAUCCAAGUUUAACGCCAAGAAGAUGGCCAUCACGAUGAGUCGACACACGCCGGUUAUUGUUGACGCAUGGAAGGAGCUGGUCGGCGAGUUUCAAGAGCUGCUUGAGCACGAAGACUUCGAAGACGUCUUUGAGAAAGUCAUCCCGAAGCCCUAUCCAAUCACCGGCCGGGAAUUCUCGGACUUUCUCGAGCUUUUCAUCGACUACAACCCGAAGAUUGUUGUCCGAAAAAUGAGGUUCACCGACACGGACCGGCUGAAUCUGGAGCGUCGAAUGAUACGAAUGGGGCUGACCGGCUUCAACACGCAACGCUUCACCGAACUACACUUUUGCCGCCGGAUGUUGGGCAAGAUUUUGUGCCAGAUUUGCACAAAUCUGAAGCCGGUGGUGGAUUUGACGACGGUGGCAAGGAAUGAUGCGCUAAAGGUGUUGUCAAAGACUAUCGGCAAGCUUGGAGAUGCGCCGUUUCGAAAGUUGGCCACCAAGGACUUUAUCGACACGCUAGUGAGUCACAUGGCCGAGAAUCAUCCAACUUGGCAACCGACCAAGGGCUUGCUGGAAUGGUCCGAGGAGUUGGGCAAGCAGACGCGCCAAGCCAGAUUC